Molecule: messenger RNA, 1777 nt
Organism: Dicentrarchus labrax (European seabass)
Lineage: Eukaryota; Metazoa; Chordata; Actinopteri; Moronidae
Gene: drd6b
Product: dopamine receptor D6b
Exons: 1
Coding region: 75-1568 (497 amino acids)
Biological process (GO): adenylate cyclase-activating adrenergic receptor signaling pathway
Cellular component (GO): membrane
Molecular function (GO): G protein-coupled receptor activity
Source: RefSeq, a predicted model, not a curated record
AUCUGCGGAUCUGAGGGGAACAAUGAAGGAACAGAGUCAGUGCGGCUGUGAGAUCGAUAUGUUGUAGCGUGAGGAUGAAUAUGUUAAGGCUGGAGAGGGUAAACGCAGCCUCAGUCACUCAGCAGCCGCCGGUUGGUUCCUGUCGCACAGAGUUUGGAGAGGACGGAUUCACGGGGACAGACGGACAUGGCACCCUAACAUCCAUGGAGAGAUUUCACAAUGAGAGCCACAACCACGACCAGGAUCCCCGCGUGGUCACGGCGGGAGCGGACAGCCCCGCGCCGGGUGGAGGUGUCAGUCUCCGCGCGCUGACCGGCUGCGUCCUGUGCGUCCUGAUCGUCUCCACCCUGCUGGGGAACACCCUGGUGUGCGCCGCCGUCAUCAAGUUCCGCCACCUGCGCUCCAAAGUCACCAACGCGUUCGUGAUCUCUCUGGCGGUGUCCGACCUGUUCGUGGCCGUGCUGGUGAUGCCCUGGAGGGCGGUGUCCGAGGUGGCCGGGAUCUGGCUCUUCGGCCGCUUCUGCGACACCUGGGUGGCCUUCGACAUCAUGUGCUCCACCGCGUCCAUCCUCAACCUGUGCAUCAUCAGCAUGGACCGCUACUGGGCCAUCUCCAGCCCCUUCAAGUACGAGCGCAAGAUGACGCGCAGGUUCGCCUUCCUGAUGAUCGCCGUGGCGUGGACCCUCUCCAUCCUCAUCUCCUUCAUCCCCGUGCAGCUCAACUGGCACCGCGCGCACAACUCCACGGCGGGCAACCCGGACGACUGCAACGCGAGCCUGAACCGGACCUACGCCAUCUCCUCGUCCCUCAUAAGCUUCUACAUCCCCGUGGUGAUCAUGGUGGGCACGUACACGCGCAUUUUCCGCAUCGCGCAGACACAAAUCCGACGCAUCUCGUCUUUGGAGAGGGCGGCGGGGCCCCGUGCGCAAAACCACCGCCACCGCGCGUCGACGCACGACGAAAGCUCGCUGAAGACCUCGUUCAAGAGGGAGACUAAAGUUUUAAAGACUCUGUCCAUCAUCAUGGGGGUGUUUGUGUUCUGCUGGCUGCCGUUCUUCGUCCUGAACUGCGUGGUUCCGUUCUGCGACCUGGACCAACUCGGAGCGCCGCCGUGCGUCAGCGACACCACCUUCAGCAUCUUCGUGUGGUUCGGCUGGGCCAACUCGUCCCUGAACCCGGUCAUCUACGCCUUCAACGCCGACUUCAGGAAGGCCUUCUCCACCAUCCUGGGCUGUAAUAAGUACUGCUCCACGUCCGCGGUGGAGGCGGUGGACUUCAGCAACGAGCUGGUGUCCUACCACCACGACACCACCCUGCAGAAGGAGGCCUGCGCCGUGCCGGGUCCCGGGGCGGCGCAGAGGCUCCCGCCGCAGACCGGAGGGAACCUGGAGCAGAACUUCGACAAAGUUUCAGUGAUUUCGGAUGAUUCCCGCCCCCGCAGCAACCUGCUGCUUCCCGCCAUCCUGCAGUACGAGUGCGAGGCGGAGAUCUCUUUGGACAUGAUGCCCUUCAGCUCCUCCGGACCCGCCGACUGUUACGUGAUUCCGGGUCAAAUCCAGGACCUGUGAGCAGCCCUGCGUCAGUUUAAGUGGGUGACCUUUGACCCCCUGCUGACGAUGACGCCAUAAAGGUGUUUGAGUUAAUUCAACAAACUGCUUUUCUAUCAGAGAGUAAACUGAUCAAUGAACCUGUGAAUAUUGAUCAGAGUUUUUAUGAUAUUUUUAUAAAAAUAAUGUGUAAUAUAAUAUUAAUAUUCUUUUCUGUCAGAUUCCCUGUU